AUGGUGGAUGUUUACUAUUUGAUUUCGUUCCUACUUUCAGUUUAUUCGAUACAGAUCAUAAUUGCAGAUUACCCAUUUCGAAACACGUCUCUGUCUUACAAUGAACGAGUCGAAGAUUUGGUCAAUAGACUUAAUGUAUCUGAGCUCAUACUGCAAAUGUCGAAAGGCGGAGGAGGGAAGAUUGGUGGACCAGCACCUCCGAUCUCCCGUCUGGGUAUUGGUCCUUUCCAGUGGGAUAGCGAGUGUCUGAGAGGUGAUGUGGACGCAGGAAAUGCAACGUCUUUCCCACAGUCAAUCGGGCUGGCGGCUUCUUUUAAUCCAGAUCUAGUGUAUGAAGUUGCUGAAGCUACUGCCAUAGAGGUACGAGCCAAGUACAAUAACUUUCGCAAAAACAAUGAUUACACCGACCAUACUGGUCUCAGCUGCUUCAGUCCCGUCAUCAAUAUCAUGAGACACCCUUUGUGGGGACGCAAUCAAGAAACGUAUGGUGAAGACCCCUACCUAUCUGGCUUGCUUGCCCAGGCUUUUGUUUAUGGUCUUCAGGGCCAACAUUCCAAGUACCGUCGUGCUAACGUUGUGUGUAAACACUUUGCAGCCUACAGUGGUCCAGAGAAUCGUCCAAUCUCACGACUCAGCUUCAAUGCUCAGGUAAAGGAACGUGACCUUCGGAUGACGUUUCUCCCCCAGUUUGAGGCCUGUGUGAGAGCUGGAGCUGGUGGAAUCAUGUGUAGUUACAACAGUGUUAAUGGUAUACCAGCCUGCACCAAUAAGAAGCUGUUGACAGACAUUUUAAGGAAAGAGUGGGGAUUCGAUGGGUUUGUAGUUAGUGAUGCUGGAGCAAUGGAGUUUAUUGUGAUAGACCACAUGUAUUAUCCUGAUGCCCUGACAACUGCUGUAGGAUGUGCUAAGGCUGGUCUUAACCUCGAACUAUCUCCAGGUACCUGGAUCUACAGGACACAGAUGUUCAGUUAUCUACUCAAGGCUGUGGAGAUGGGCUUGGUCUCCAAGCAACUGCUCAUUGACAGGGUUAAGCCGUUAUUCCUCACCAGGAUGAGACUUGGAGAGUUUGAUCCACCUGCACUGAACCCUGACAAUAAACUUAAUCUGUCUGUCAUUCAGAGUCCAGAUCACAGAAAGCUGGCCAUAAAGGCAGCCACCCAGUCUUUUGUUCUGUUGAAAAACUCCAAGGAAUUCCUUCCAGUCAGAAGACAAUUAACAACAGUGGCUAUUGUAGGUCCUAUGGCAGACAACCCAUCACAGUUAAUGGGCGACUAUUUCCCUGAUGUUGACCCAAGCUUUAUGACAACACCAAGGAAAGGCUUAUCUCCUCUUGGUGAAAAGGCUUUAUAUACAGCAGGCUGUAACGACAUGGCUUGUGACCAAUAUGACCAGUCAGGAAUUCAGUCUGUGGUUUCUGAAGCAGAGAUUACAUUUGUAUGUCUUGGAACAGGCAACGCUUUGGAGACAGAGACGAUGGAUCGCCCUGACAUGUCUCUUCCUAUUGGCCAGAUUCAGCUCCUCAAGGAUGCUGUGCGCUUUGGAAAAGGAAAUGUGGUAUUACUGAUGUUUAGUGCAGGGCCGGUUGACCUUCGAUUUGCCCAGACAUCUGCAAAAGUAAUGGCCAUCAUACAAUGUUUCUUCCCAGCCCAGGCAACAGGAAUUGCUCUUUUCAAUAUCGUUACCUUUGCUACACCAGACAGUAAUCCAUCGGGAAGGCUUCCAUAUACUUGGUACUCAGAUAUGAGUCAGGUGGCAGCAAUGACAGACUACAGCAUGACCAAUAUGACCUACAGGUAUUUCACUGGGGACCCUCUGUAUCCCUUUGGUUAUGGCCUGUCCUACACAUUCUUCAAAUACAGUCACUUGACCAUCACACCAAACCAGGUCAAGAUUGGAAGAAAUGUCACAGUGAUAUUCCAGGUCAACAACUAUGGGAAAUAUGAAGGUGAUGAGGUAUCUCAGGUGUACAUAUCAUGGCAAGGUGUGACUGACAUGCCACGGUACCAGCUAGUGGGGGCAAGACGAUCUCAUCUUAUCCCAGGCCAGACUGCUUCCUGUAAUGUUACUGUGACUGCACAUCAGACAGCAGUGUGGGAGGGGUCUGGUCUACAAAAUAAACCAGGUAUAAUAACAGUACAUGUGGGAGGUCAGUCACCAGGACAGAAGACAACAUCUAACUUCUUAACAGGAACAUUCACUAUAUACAGCUGAAGACAUGCUGGGUGACAUUGACACCGUUUACAACUCAGGAUGUCAUGUUUGGGUAUAUUGACACUGUAUACAGCUGAGGAUGUCAUUCUGUGUUAUAUUGACACUGUAUACAGCUGAGGAUGUCAUGCUGUGUUAUACUGACACUGUUUACAACUCAGGAUGUCAUGCUGUGUUAAAUUGAGACUGUAUACAGACGAGGAUGUCAUGGUGGGUUAUAUUGACACUGUAUACAGAUGAGGAUGUCAUGCUGUGUUAUAUUGACACUGUCUACAGCUGAGGAUGUCAUGCUGGGUUUUAUAUUGAUACUGUAUACAGCUGAGGAUGUCAUGCUGGGUUAUAUUAACAGUGUUUACAGCUGAGGAUGUCAUGCCAUGUUAAAUUGACACUGUAUACAGCUGUGGAUGUCAUGUUGGGUUAUAUUGAUACUGUAUACAGCUGAGGAUGUCAUGCUGGGUUAUAUUAACAGUGUUUACAGCUGAGGAUGUCAUGCCAUGUUAAAUUGACACUGUAUACAGACGAGGAUGUCAU
Ylistrum balloti is the source of this 2739-nucleotide messenger RNA. RefSeq lists its product as uncharacterized. The record is from RefSeq and is a predicted model, not a curated record. The transcript is spliced from 11 exons. Bases 1 to 2211 code for a protein of 736 amino acids. Gene Ontology annotation, molecular function: xylan 1,4-beta-xylosidase activity; alpha-L-arabinofuranosidase activity. Lineage: Eukaryota; Metazoa; Mollusca; Bivalvia; Pectinida; Pectinidae. Gene Ontology annotation, biological process: xylan catabolic process; arabinan catabolic process. Gene Ontology annotation, cellular component: plant-type cell wall.